Messenger RNA from Labeo rohita (rohu), 2943 nucleotides. RefSeq names its product tumor protein p53 inducible protein 11b (gene tp53i11b). Lineage: Eukaryota; Metazoa; Chordata; Actinopteri; Cypriniformes; Cyprinidae. The record is from RefSeq and is a predicted model, not a curated record. The transcript has 8 exons. Bases 366 to 935 code for a protein of 189 amino acids.
AUGUGUGACAUUACGGUAAGUUUAUAGAUCCGUCGGAGUCUUGGUUGUUUGCAAACCCAAAGAGCACUGCAAUGUAAAUUUAUCAAGAGAAUAAUCGGACAGGAUACCGAAAAUAGCGCAGCAGAGACGCUGAAAGCCUCAGAAGCUUCUUUCAACUACACAGCUUCCUGAACUUCUCCAGGCUCAGUAGUGCUGGAGCCUCAAACGUAUUUCAUCCUCUUCCUCAUCGAUUGCGACUUCGAACUCCUCUCUCCCUCUGCUGAGGGAGCACCUGCCGUCUGUACUUCUGCUGUCCAGUACACCAAAGCAGGUGACUUCAGCACACAGACUGAAAGACAGUCCUUUUACACUCACAGACUGUUGGAAUGGCUGCUAAACCUCAUCCACCUCUGAUGAAGAAACACAGUCAGACCGAUCUGGUGAGCCGACUCAAGACGCGCAAGAUCCUGGGUGUCGGUGGAGAGGAUGAUGAUGGAGAAGUGCAUAGGUCAAAGAUCAGUCAGAUGCUGGGGAAUGAGAUCAAGUUUGCGGUUCGAGAGCCUGUGGGAUUGAGGUUGUGGAUCCUCUUCUCCGCCGUGGUUUUCACAGUCAUGGCCCUGAUGGCCCUAGCCUUCCCUAACCAGCUGUAUGAAGUUGUAUUUGACCAAGAACAAACAGCCACCAGUGUCUCUAUACGUCUCUAUGGAGGAGCCAUUCUCAGUCUGUCUCUGAUCAUGUGGAAUGGCUUGUACACUGCUGAGAAGGUUAUCAUCCAGUGGACGUUACUUAGUGAGGCCUGCUACUUUGCCAUCCAGUUUUUAGUGACCUCCGUCACUUUGGUGGAACUGGGCUCCCUACCAAAUGCUGCCAUCCUCCUCCUCCUCAGUCGCAUAUUCUUCCUAACUGUCACGCUGUCCUACUACUACCAUCUGGGACGCCGGCCCAAGAAGAUCUGAGAGCCCCGCAAGCACCGUUACAACACACCUGGUGCUUCGGGAGUUGAGUGACGACCACUGGGCUGAAGUUUCCAUCAGAAGCUUUGAACAGUGACGCAACCAAACAACAUCAACCUGUUCACCUGGCAUUGAGCCUUACCGCAAGGACGACAUUUUAAUUUUGGCUUACGAACAGGAGUUUGCCUUUACAGAGCAACUCCAUCUCUUUUUGUUUUCUUUUCUUUUUUAAAGGGAAAUACUAAUAAUGUGGUCAAAUGAAUUCCAGAUAGUGCAGUCACAGUGUAGCCCUCCUCAUUCACCGUUUUUCAUGUAAAGUAUUGGACACCGUAGCCGAGUUUGGACCGCUGGCGUAACUGUCUGUAGCUAUGGUAUCAACAAAACUGUAAAUCAUUUCGUGUAAUAAUGCCAACGAGCUCCUAGUCAUCUAGUCAUGUGACGUGCUUAAGGGUGGCUAGUAAACACUAGAAUGUGUGUUUUUUACAUGCAGGUCAUUCGGCAUUUGAGCAUUGGUCCUGGUUGGUGUAUUUGUAUCACUGCUGUAUCACUAAACUAGGAACAACCUGCUCUAUAUCGAAUGGGAAUGGUUAUGAAAAGUUAUUCUUUAUGGAUGACAGACACAACAGGUUCAUUUGUUUGGUGAGUCGGCUAGUUAGCGCAUGGACUGGUUCAGGAACUUUGAACUAAUUAUUCACAUUUCAGAUAUUUUAGUCAAGAUGUGUAUUGUUUUCAUCAAGAUGUCAGCGAAUAUAAACAAGAAACCUUUUUUGUUUAGUAAUGCCACAUGGUUGUGUAGCACAAUGACGUUUCAUUCAUUUUAACAAGUAAUGUAGCAGUAUUUUCCCUCAUUUUUCCCUCAAAUUGCCUUAAAACUGCACAAGCGUUCCACAUGUCAGCACACUGCCAGGUGUUUGUAUUCUCCAAAUGAUCUGUAUAUAUUUUUGUUGAUUUGCAAUUCUCCAGUUGCUUAUUUAUUGGCCUGCCCAUAAGCUAAUUUGAUUUUUUUAAAGGUUUGAAGUAUAACUUGCAUGUUUAUUGUCUGAGUUGUUCAGCCCAGAAAUUAUUUUGUAUGCCCUUGAUAACGAGUCGUCUAAUGCCGAGACAAACUGCAAAAUCAAAACGAGCCGUGAGUAUGUAGUUACACGUUUGCUUGUGUGUAUUUGCUAUUAUUUUCCAAAGUGUCCAUUUGUACAACUCCCAUUAAAAGCAUAUUAGAAUUGGAAGCGUUUACUAGCUUUAAUAGCGUAACUUGAAUAUUAGAUUUUGGGGAAAUUGUUGAUUUGGCUGUUAGCAAGAACCUACACGGUAAAUAUCUGUUGUCAAACUUUGCGUAUGACGCUACCGUGCUGUUGGUUGUUUUCAUAUAUGGUAGAAAAAACGUGUGUUUAUGUACAGUUAUGUGGACAAAAGUAGCAGUUACUCUUUGCAGGGUUUAAUUAGGUUUCGCAUUUAACCCGGCCCAGCUCCAAUAUACAUCGCUCAAGUACGUUCAAAGGACCAGCCUUGUAAAGGCUCAUGUUUCUUUCACAAGCUAUUUUGAUUUCGUUUCUUUGUUGUCUUUACAUGGGAACAGGUUCAUAGUUCAUAUCUGAGUACAAACGUUUUCUACUCGCUGUCCUGUAGAUAUUUUUCUUUGAAAGAACCAAAUCAGUUCUAACUAGUAAUUCCGAACAGGCACGGCUGUUACUGUAUGUUCUGUUCCUCUUAUUAAAAAGCGAGCUUUCGUCCCUCUUAACACUCGCCCAGCUAAAUAUGAUGAUGGCAAAUGCCAAACAUGAAUCAUUUGUUAUUCACGUCUCCUGAUGAGAAUUGUGUUGCCAUGCAAUUAGAAAUAAUAUCCAGUUAUCUAGUGGCUUCAGCUGUCUGCCAAUGGUAUACAUAAUGCCUCUGAAGGGAUGUUAAUGUACUUUUUAAGUGUGUGUGUAAAUAUUUUAUUGAGAGAUGUUAUUGUUAUGGACCUGCAUCGAUAUCUUUUUGGAAUAAAGAAAAUGUACAUUUAUUGCAACUGUCA